GACUACAGAAUAAUUACUGAAUACGAAAAUGUUUGGUGUUCAGUUCAUUAUCAGUAUUUGAAAAAUUAUAAAAAUAUUUAUUAUUCACUUAUAAAUUGUAGUGUGAAAUAAAAAUAAGGCAGACGUAUUGCGCAGAAAAUAUUGUAAAAUGUGUAUGGAAAUGGUGUGAUGCUAAUCAAAUUAUGCGGAGAGAUUCAUGCGAUAUGUUAUAUUAUUUAAACGAAAUUUGAAUACUGUCCUUUAAAGUAUUUCGAAUUUAUUAUAAUAGCCUUCUAAUCUUACGUCUUGGUAACAUCAAAGAAUUCCAAUAUUAAUGGACAAAAGUCCAACUGAAUGAAAUUUACGUCGUAUUUCGAAAUACAUGGGUAUUGCAUAACCAAUAUGUAAAGCAAUUUAAAUUAACAUGACAUUUGGUAAAUUGUGGCGACUUAAUAUAUGUACAAGCGAAAUGGAAAUUCCCUUCAACAUGCCACGAAAUGAAAUAAAACAAAGUCCCGGGCGUUAUCAAGAGCGAUUAAUGGGUAUAAUACAAGCAUGUAUGUAUGUACAUAUAUAUUUGCGGAUGGACAACAUAUCGAAGAACUCGAAAUGGUUCGAUUCUGGGUUUUACGUUAGCAGUGGCUUUGGCCGAUGUUAGUCAUCUAGGCUAUGACUACAAAGCCCCACAAACCUCUUAUGGAUAUCCAUCAUACCAACUAGGUGAAAGUUCCUCUCACCAACAAAGCUCUAAAUUAGGCGAUAUCUCUGGAUUUUCCGGGUCGUCCGGGCUGUCCGGGUCGUCCGGGCUGUCCGGGUUGUCCGGGUUGUCCGGGCUGUCCGGAUUAUCUGGACUAUCUUCCGGUUACAGCUAUAAAGGGUCAAGCUUGGGAUCCACUUUUGGUUCGACUGGCUACCGAAACCAUGCAUCUGGAUCUGGAUAUUACUUUGGUGACGCUAAUUCGGCUGGCAGUGGAUUAACCAAUAACUACUACCCAUAUUAUUCUACCUCUGGCGCUGGUUUCAACGGAUUGUACUAUCCGAUUUCUACCAGCAGUGGCUCGAACUCGGAAGUCUCAGUUAGCCCGAUAUAUUCUACAAUCGGAGCUGACCUAUCGCAAAGCUUGAUUCCUACCUAUAAUUAUAAUCAAUACAAAACAAGUGCUGCCAGCAAAUAUCAAGAACACUACGUACAACAACAACCAACUCAAGUCUACAAGCACUUCUAUGUACACGCUGCUCCUGAAGAACCCGAAAUACCAAGACCACGCCCUCCUAUUGUACUCCCGCCUGCCCAAAAACACUAUAAAAUCAUUUUUGUAAAAACACCUUCUCAAACCCGUACUCCCCAAAUUAUUCCCGUACCCCAACAACAGGAAGAGAAAACUAUUGUUUACGUCUUGUCCAAGAAACCCGAAGAAGUCCAAGAUAUUCUUGUACCAAAAAUUGAACAAAAACCACCAAGCAAACCUGAGGUGUUCUUCGUCAAGUACAAAAAUAAGGAAGAUUCGCAAGCGGUCAUUAACAACAUCGUUAACGACUACAACAAAGAACAGUCUGUAUCUUUUUCCGGGCUUGACGAUUCACCACAAAACGUCUUUGGGUCUGGAGCUCAGACCAUACUUGACUCUGGUUCUAACUUCGGAUCCGGUUCUCUUGGAGUCUUUGGAGUAUCAUCACCUUCUCCUAUUCCACUUGGGCACUACACGGAACAGCUGUCUGAUUCCCCAGUAGAAAUCCCUGCUUCUGUGGGCAGCUUCGGAACUCAAACAGUUGCUGUUAAUCAACCUUCUGGUUCUGAUUCAUUUAGCGCUCAUCCUUCUUUAAGCCUUUCUGACUCUAGCGUUCUCAGUAACUCCCCUAUUUCAAGCAUCUCUUCCGUGUCCAGCGUACCUGAAAGCAGCACGGCUAUCAGUGGCAGCGGUACAGUUAGCUCCACGCCCUCUAGUCUCUUGUUGGACGAUGUGAAUACUAUAUCUACUAGUCAAGGAGUCCCACAUGAAACCUACGGACCUCCAAAAUUCCGUGCUAAUUAAAAUUUGUAAUGUACAUUAAAUAGCAGUUUUUCACUAUUAUAAUACUCUAUAUAUUAUUGUGAACAUGUACCUACCGAUGAAUUAUAAUAAAAUCUUUGAAUUGAUUA
Molecule: messenger RNA, 2119 nt
Organism: Bombyx mori (domestic silkworm)
Lineage: Eukaryota; Metazoa; Arthropoda; Insecta; Lepidoptera; Bombycidae
Product: cuticular protein tweedle motif 1
Exons: 2
Coding region: 543-2012 (489 amino acids)
Source: RefSeq, a predicted model, not a curated record